This is a messenger RNA of Sinocyclocheilus grahami, 1358 nucleotides long. RefSeq names its product F-box only protein 6-like. Gene Ontology annotation, cellular component: cytoplasm; SCF ubiquitin ligase complex. The transcript has 6 exons. The record is from RefSeq and is a predicted model, not a curated record. Gene Ontology annotation, molecular function: ubiquitin protein ligase activity; protein binding. Gene Ontology annotation, biological process: glycoprotein catabolic process; SCF-dependent proteasomal ubiquitin-dependent protein catabolic process; ERAD pathway. NCBI's taxonomy places the organism in Eukaryota, Metazoa, Chordata, Actinopteri, Cypriniformes, Cyprinidae. Bases 251 to 1102 code for a protein of 283 amino acids.
AGUGAGCCGUCGGUCAAGACGCGCAGACAUAUUCCGGUUUACCAGAAGCAGAUUAGAGCAAUAUAUCUCGAUUAGAGUGCUGCCGCAUUAAGUCGUUAUCACUGGUUAGAAAAACGCUGUCUGAGUCUGACAUAUAACUAAUGCGAAGUAGCGACUAUUGUUUGUGUUUCACAGUUGGAUUCGUGUAAUAUCGUUCGUCAGACUGAAACAUAACUUCCGUGUUUGCACCCGUAGGUCCAGACCCGCAAACAUGUCUAAUAAGAGACAAAUAUGUCAAAUAACAAGAACGGGUCAGUCAGAGAGCGGACAUAUUCAUGUCCCUUCAAGGAAACCCAGAUUAGACGCAUGCUCAGGUCUGCAGGCAGAUGUUCCUCUAGCUGUGGUUGAGGAGAUCCUCCUGAAUCUGCCUGCUCAUCAGGUGGUGCGAGUCUGUCGUCUGGUGUGUCAUGAGUGGAAGGAGCUGGUGGACAGUGCUGCACACUGGAGAGAGCGCUGUCACAGAGAGGGAUUCCACCCAUGUGAGGUUUCCAGACCACCAGAUGACUGGCGCUUGUUUUACUUCUUAACUAAGAAUCGACAUAACUUGCUCAAGAAUCCCAGAGCAGAAGGUCAACUUCAAGGAUGGACGAUUGUACAGAAUGGAGGUGACUGCUGGGUUACAGGGGGAAAUAUGAAACCAUUUCCAGAUGAGACAGUCACAAAAUGUUUUGUAACUUCUUAUGGGUUAUGUUUGAAGCAACAGCUUAUUGAUUUGAAGAAAGAAGGCUACAGUGAUGCUUUCAUGGAUCGACUGCAACCUCCUAUCAAAAUAACAGACUGGUAUGCACCACGCUAUGAUUGUGGGUGUCAGUAUGAGAUCAGUGUAGAGUUGCUUGAUCGGAGGAAAAAACCUCUCUGUACUUUUCAGCCUGAGAAAGUUUUUUUUGAACAGUGGAAUCAUGAGCCGUGGUGUCAAAUGACACACGUCUUUAAGGAUUAUGGACCUGGGGUUCGGUUUAUCUGUUUCACUCAUGGAGGGGUGGAUACACAGUUUUGGGCAGGCUGGUAUGGGAUACGGGUUACCAACAGUAGUGUGGAGAUCUGUCCAGCUGAAGAGAGAUAGUGUUUAUAUAUAUAUACAGUAUAUAUAUAUUCCUUAAAUUUACAGGCAGAAAAGUGACCUACAGAUGAGGAAUUCUAAUGAUGCAAUAUGCCAUAAAGGAGAUAUACCAAGUAUAACCUUACAGAGCUCUGUUGUGUACGUAUUUAGCUCCAAUAAACGCUAUAUGUUAAACUGUUAAAAUGAAAGGCCUAAUUACAGGCAUACGCAUGCACUUUUAGAAAUUAUUUCACUUAAAGAAAUAAUCAGUUUACAUACA